Brassica oleracea var. oleracea is the source of this 1279-nucleotide messenger RNA. RefSeq names its product CD2 antigen cytoplasmic tail-binding protein 2-like. The record is from RefSeq and is a predicted model, not a curated record. Lineage: Eukaryota; Viridiplantae; Streptophyta; Magnoliopsida; Brassicales; Brassicaceae. The transcript has 9 exons. Gene Ontology annotation, cellular component: U5 snRNP. The coding region runs from base 310 to 1152 and encodes 280 amino acids.
CGUCGUUACAUCUUUUCACCGCCUGAGAAGCUACAAAUCGUCGUCGUCGUUCUCGUCUGUGAACACUACCACAAUGGCAGAGAGUUCGUCGAGGAAGAACCUCAAACGUUCCUUCUUAGAAGAUGAAGAUUCUGACAAGCAACCACCUUACAGUGGCUACGUUUUGUAUAAAACUCGCGUGCAUACGCUAAGAUUUGGAUUCUCUCUGGCAGAGAAAAGCGAGUACGGUUUCCCAAGGGGAAGAAACCUAAACCUGAGCAGAUCGUUGAGGAAGACACUGUAGCUCGCCGCCAAGCUCGUGACGCUGCUAUGGAGCGUGCACGGCUCCGCAAUCUGAAUACUGCUUCCCUCUUUACUGAUGAUGACGGUAUUGAUCAGGCCGAGGAGAUAUAUGAGAAUGAUGGGAACCGCACGGAAGAUGGGAUCCAGAUUGAAGCGUUUAGUCUUGAUAGAGAGAAAGAGGAAGGAUACUUUGAUGCUGAUGGGAACUAUGUUGAGUAUGUUAGAGAGAAGGAAGACAAGGAUGCAUGGCUUGACAGUAUUGAAAUGAAUCCAAUGUAUAUUGGACGAUCUGCUGCUAAUGAUACUGGGAUGGAAGAAGAUGGUGGGGAAGAAAAGCCAGCGGAUGAACUUUCUCGAGAAGAUAUUGGAGUCCUAAAGAGGCGUAUUGCUAGCGUCCUUGAACCAGGAGAAACGGUCCUGCGUGCUUUGAGGAGGUUGAAAGGGAACACUAAUAAUCGCAAAGAGAAGAUGAAUUCUGAGACAAAGCUCAUAUUUGAUCAGCUUACUGAGGAUGCCAACAAGCUCAUCCAGAAUGGCGAUUACAAUGUUUAUAACGAGGAGCAAGAAGUUUUUCAGCGUGAAGUAGAUGCAUAUGAGAGACUAGUUCAAGAAAGAGCGAAAGAUUGUGAUAUGUUUGGCGAUGACGAAGAAGAUACAGCUGGAGCCGUGCAACAAGGGGUCACAAAUGAUGGAUCUGAUUAUGUCUAUGACGAGACUUCAGGGUACUACUACAGCAGCAGCAUUGGUUACUACUAUGAUCCAAACACUGGACUUUACUGCUAUGCAGCAACCGGCAAAUGGUACAAGUACAACGAAGUGACGAAGGAAUAUGAAGAGGUGGUUGCAGAAGUUGCUCCGGUGGAAGUUUAAUAUCGUUAGUCUGUACUUUUGACAUAAGAUUUCCCCAGUUAAAAUGUUUUUUUUUUUUAGUUUGAAAAAUGAGCACAUAAUGACAUGCUUUUGAAUAUAUAUUUCAAUUUAUCAUUUAUUUAGUGUU